GGACUUGUCCUCCCAGUUAGGAUAAUGUGUGCUUGAAGUUUUAUUGAAACGUCUGCACAGUCAGUGAAGUAAGUACAUUCAAUUUUUUUUUUAAAACAUCAAAAUUCAACGUUUUAGGUCUCUGCAACAAUGAAGCUGCUUUUGGCAGGAAUUGUUCUAAUUUUCAUCACCGGAUCUGAAGCUCAGUGGUACAGGUUUCCUCUUGAAGCUGCUCAAGGCGCUUACGAUAUGGACAAAGCCUACAAGGACAUGAUAGAUGCCAACUGGAUAAACUCUGACAAAUACUUUCAUGCUAGAGGAAACUAUGAUGCUGCGCAAAGAGGAGCAGGAGGUAGAUGGGCUGUGGAGGUUAUCAGUGAUGCCAGAGAGUGGGUACAGGGGAACUCGGGUCGUGGUGCUGAGGACACAGAGGCUGAUCAGAAGGCAAAUCGUUGGGGACGAGGCUGAGGAGAUCCCAAUCGUUACAGGCCAGCAGGACUUCCUGAUAAAUACUAAGAAAAGACUAUCAUGUGUAAUGAAAGUCAUGA
Messenger RNA from Girardinichthys multiradiatus, 527 nucleotides. RefSeq names its product serum amyloid A (gene saa). Gene Ontology annotation, cellular component: extracellular region. The record is from RefSeq and is a predicted model, not a curated record. NCBI's taxonomy places the organism in Eukaryota, Metazoa, Chordata, Actinopteri, Cyprinodontiformes, Goodeidae. The transcript is spliced from 3 exons. Bases 130 to 447 code for a protein of 105 amino acids.